AGUUAACCUUAAUCGUGCUGGGCAUGACAGCAGCCUGUAUAGUUGAUCACCGAUUCCACUGAACGUUUCUAUCGUCAUUUCUGAGAUCGAUUUAAUGCCCAACAGGAAACUGGCAUGAGCUGGGAUUGAGAGUCGCUGUAGCUGUCAUAGUGAUUGGGUUUUCAAAAUAACUUCUAAAUAUUACGCGCAUAUUAUUAGGAAAACAUGUCAACGUGCUUAUAACUAUUAUCGCCAAGACUAUUAUGAAGAACACGGGAAAUGUCUUUCUCAAAGGAACAUGAACACGUAAAGCAGGGUUUGGACAGGCAAGCUUCAAAGACGUUACUUGUGGACGGUAUAGACUUACAUUUUAAAAGCUGUGUCACAAGACACGGGAAUCAGACCGACUAGUUUCUCACGACACCACACUGUCCAAAAAGGUCUUUGCUGGUAAGACAUGGACAACCCUGAGUACCGCAGAGGAAGCUUUAACAGCAUGCAGAGCGGCACCAGUGAUGAGGACAUGGUGGAGAUAGCUGGAGCCACAUUGGAUUCCUCAGUGACAGACGAUGUGCUACCAUUGGACAGGGAUGUUUCCAGGGGACACUCCACUUUUAAUGGAGAAGGCUUGAAUGGUGCAAGUAAGAUGAUGGAUUUCCUAGAGGAGCCUAUCCCAGGGGUGGGAACGUAUGAAGAUUUCAAUACUAUCGACUGGGUGAGGGAGAAGUCAAAGGACAGAGACAGGCACAGAGAGAUUGCAAAUAAAAGCAAAGAGUCAACAUGGGCACUUCUACAGAGUGUGAGCGAUGCUUUCUCUGGCUGGCUGCUGAUGCUCCUAAUUGGUCUUAUGGCAGGUUCCCUUGCUGGUCUGAUCGAUAUCUCUGCUCACUGGAUGACGGAUCUGAAAGAGGGGGUGUGUCUCUCUGGGUUCUGGUUCAAUCACGAGCACUGCUGCUGGACCUCCAAUGAGACCACGUUCAUCGAGAGAGACAAGUGCCCUCAGUGGAGGAGCUGGGCCGAGCUCAUUGUCGGACAGCCAGACGGAGCGUUUGCCUACAUAGUCAACUACCUGAUGUACGUCAUCUGGGCCCUGCUGUUCUCAUUCCUGGCUGUGUCCCUCGUCAGGUCUUUCGCUCCUUAUGCUUGUGGGUCUGGAAUCCCAGAGAUUAAGACCAUUCUGAGUGGCUUCAUCAUCCGGGGGUAUCUUGGGAAGUGGACUCUGGUGAUCAAGACCGUCACCCUGGUUCUGGCUGUGUCGUCGGGGCUCAGUCUGGGCAAGGAGGGACCGCUGGUGCACGUGGCCUGCUGCUGUGGCAACAUCCUCUGCCACCUCUUCACCAAGUAUAGUAAGAAUGAGGCCAAGCGGAGAGAGGUAUUGUCUGCAGCAGCAGCGGCUGGAGUCUCAGUGGCUUUCGGUGCCCCUAUCGGAGGAGUCCUGUUCAGCCUGGAGGAGGUCAGCUACUAUUUCCCCCUGAAGACCCUGUGGAGGUCCUUCUUCGCCGCCCUGGUGGCAGCUUUUACCCUGCGCUCCAUCAACCCGUUUGGGAACAGCCGGCUGGUGCUGUUCUAUGUCGAGUUCCACGCCCCCUGGCACCUACUGGAGCUCAUCCCCUUCAUCAUGCUAGGUAUCUUCGGGGGCCUGUGGGGGGCUUUCUUCAUCCGCACCAACAUAGCCUGGUGUCGCCGCCGCAAGACCACCAAGCUGGGCCGCUACCCCGUGCUGGAGGUGCUGGUGGUGACAGCCAUCACAGCCAUCAUCGCCUUCCCCAACGACUACACGCGCAUCAGCACCAGUGAGCUCAUAUCAGAGCUCUUCAAUGACUGCGGCCUGCUGGACUCUUCCAAGCUCUGCGACUACAUCAACGACAACACCACCAAGACCACCGACGACCGCGCCGCCGGCCCCAACGUCUACACUGCCAUGUGGCAGCUCGCACUGGCGCUCAUCUUCAAGAUCUUCAUCACAAUCAUCACCUUUGGCAUGAAGGUCCCAUCAGGACUUUUCAUCCCGAGCCUGGCUGUGGGUGCAAUAGCGGGCAGGCUGCUGGGAAUUGGAAUGGAACAGCUGGCCUAUUACCACCACGACUGGGUCAUCUUCAAAGGCUGGUGCAGCCCGGGGGCAGACUGCAUCACACCAGGGCUCUAUGCCAUGGUGGGAGCAGCAGCAUGCCUUGGUGGGGUGACCAGGAUGACCGUGUCCCUGGUGGUCAUCAUGUUCGAGCUGACCGGCGGGCUGGAAUACAUUGUGCCUCUGAUGGCUGCGGCCAUGACCAGCAAGUGGGUGGCAGACGCGAUUGGCCGAGAGGGGAUCUAUGACGCCCACAUACGUCUGAAUGGAUACCCCUUCCUGGAGGCCAAGGAGGAGUUUACACACAAGACCCUGGCCAUGGAUGUGAUGCGGCCGCGCAGGAAUGACCCGCCGCUGACCGUGCUCACACAGGACGGCCUGAAGGUGGAGGACGUGGAGACUCUCAUCAGUGAGACCACGUACAGUGGCUUCCCCGUGGUAGUGUCGAGAGAGUCCCAGAGGCUGGUCGGCUUCGUUCUGAAAAGAGAUCUUGUUAUAUCAAUAGAAAAUGCUCGAAAGAGGCAGGAUGGUAUUGUUAGCUCUUCAGAUAUUUACUUCACAGAGCACAUUCCACCACAGCCUCCCAGCAGCCCAGCAACGCUCAAACUGCGCAAAGUCAUGGACCUGAGUCCCUUCACUGUCACCGACCACACGGCAAUGGAGAUUGUGGUGGACAUCUUCCGCAAGCUGGGCCUGCGCCAGUGUCUGGUCACUCACAAUGGCCGCCUUCUGGGAAUUAUCACGAAAAAGGACAUAUUAAAACACAUGGCCCAGGUAGUAAAUCAGGACCCAGACUCCAUUCUUUUCAACUGAAGUAGCCUCCCCUUCACUGUGACUGCACACAGGAUGACGGGAUACUCCCACUAGCUUCUUUUCAUACAGACUGGUCAGAUUAAUUGCACUACUUUAUCUGUGGGAGUGUCUUUUCACCUGGGUUCCUUUGUGUCGAAUCGAACACAGCAUCACCUGUACAGGGGACCCAUACUAGCCACUGUGGUGCAGCCGAUCCUGAAUAGAAACAUGACUGGACAUGAUAUUCAUUGCUGCGUGAUCUCUGUCCUGUCCUUAACAUAUCAACUUGAAGAGGUCGGAGCUGUACAGUAAAUCAGGGUCGGGCACUGCUGAUUUCCUCUAAUGUAUGUAAACAAUGAAGGGACAAUACAAACCUGGUAUAUAAUGCGGCAUUGACAGCGGCAGGAUGAUUCUGGGACUCGAUACUGACAAGGGAAGGCAUCUCUGGUUAAACUUCCCAGGACCGUGCUGGUAAAUUCCCGGGUGUGAAAGUGUUUGUGUUUCAUCUGUUAGACCUGGUUUGUUGGAGGCACGCACUGGCACAGGUUGGUUUUGUCUGAAUGCUCUGCAAUUUCUGAGAGUGCAUCAGCAUUCACCAUGCGUCUUGCACAAGCUGCACAGUGCAGAGCAGUUUCAUAAAUCAAGAAACUAAACUGUGAUCCCUCCAUCAGUAAUAUUAUUUGAUCUAUUUGACACCGAAGAAGGAAAACUAAUUAUACAAUGGUUUUGAGAAGCAGAAUAAACUAAUGUAUUAGUCCAAAAUCACUGCACAUGCACUGGUGAAAAUAGAUUCUCUCCGAGACUGUGAGUGUAGCGCUGCUGUCCUAAUAACAGUUGCACAAGCAGUUACUGUGCUGGUGGCACAAUUAAUUAUCACCAGAGUCAAAGUCUACAAAAUGUAAGAUUAUAAGGGGCUUGAGAGAAUGAUGACAUAUUAAUGAGAAAUGUUUUUUAAAGACUUUAAACUUGAGCCCAGAUCCAGGGGCAAAGAUGUGUUAUUAGUGGUAACAGUAAAUACCUGUCUAAAAACCAAGCUGGUUCCCAGCACCUAGUAAGGAUUUACAUUAAAAUGUGCGCUUGGGACUGGGGACAUUGUCUUAAAAGGGUUCUACUGUAUUGUUAUUAUAAUGAAGCAUAUUUUCACUUCACGCUGGGGGAUUUCUGGCAAAGGCAAAAUCUAAACAAAUGAAAGUGAGAGAUGUGAUCCAGCACGCCCCCACUGCCAGAACAAAGGCAGAGCCUGCGUGAGUUUGUAACUGCAGUCAGAGCCAGCUGCAUGGAUCUGUUGCAUGUCACUACACUGUAAAAAGCUCUUUCCUAACUCUCCGUAGAACCUUUUUAUCUUCUGUUAAUUCCCUUGUUAAGGAGCUCUCCAUCUGGUUAUACACAAUCACAACGACACUCUCAGCAGGAGUAUCCGUACACAUUAUUAUUUGCAGGGAUGUUGACUUCAGUUUAUUAAGUCAUAGUCAGCAAGGAUACAGUCAGAGGAAUAUCGGAGAUAAUCUAAAUGUGCAGAUCAUUCCCAGGAUUGCGUUAUCCCCUACAUAUGUAUUGCACUUUUCAGGUGUAUAUUGAGAUGUUAUAGUAAGUUUAAACCUCCAACUUCCUGGCAGAGUAUGUUUGGUAAUGUGUAGUGACAAUGAGGACUUUAAACACUUUCCUUCAAAACCAAUAAGGAAGUCCAUAACGACACAGAGAGAGAAAGAGAUGUGGUCCUUGGUUUUUGUAUGUGCAGUGAUUUUAGUUUUUUUUUUUUUUUAGCAAGUCUUGCCAUGAACCUGUAGGUAACCAGGUUCAAUUACCACUCUGCAGUUAGUUUUUUUUUCCCCAGGAUGGCGCAUAAACAUAUUUUAAAAUAUUAGGGCUGUUAUCACAAUUUUUAUGCUGAAUCAUUCCAUUGAUCAAGACUGAAUAGCCUGGAUGAAUCCUUAAAAAUUAAAUGAAUACCUGUGCUAACUGAGAAGAUGCUGUUUAUUUUAUUUUGUCCUUUCUUGACCCUGUUCUAAUGGUUCUGAGUGGUGUUUUUGGUGCUCCAAUGAAGAGUUGUAUUAUCCCUCUAGGAUUGUGAUAAGUAUUAGUGAUGAGAAUAUAGUGCGCCAGUACAUAUCACACUGAAGCUCUAUUUUGAGAACCACUUAUCAUGUUAUAAAACUUGUGAUAAGUUCUUGAGUGUAUAGAGCAGAGUGACAUAUUUUCAUGAGUUUUGGUCUCGGUGACUGGUUGGGAAGGCAUAUUCUGAACACCAUUCAACAAAAUCGAAAACCUUCAGCUGUUCAAAUGAAUGUAAAUGAUUUUAAUGAAAGGUCUUCUCACAAGAACAGUCCAGUCCCUAAAUGUUAUCCAUUUCCAAGGGAUGAUGUACAUCUGGGAGUUGGACAAUCCACUCAGAGCCUUUGUUGUUUACAUUUGUGUAUCCCUAAAGGAAAAACCUAAUAAACUCCAAAGCAAUAAAAAACCUCAUGAAAAAAAUAAAACCAACAACAAAACAAUGAAAUGCUAUUUGAAAGAUUUUGUUCUUUUUGCACCUUUUUUUUUUUUUUUUGUUCUACAGGACCCAUAAAACUUUGAUAAUACAAAGUAUCUGUUGGAACAUCUAAGUGUUACCAAAACAAGCUAUUAAAUAGUAACAUUUCGAUUCCUUUUGACAGAUAUGUAAAAGAAAAAAAUCUUUCUUAAUUCCAUAUUCAUCUUUGUUAAAGUGCCAAGUUCCACCAUAUUUGAGGGCGAAUUGGCUUUAGAUCCUUUAAUAUCCAACUUGACAAAGUUAUGAGAUGAAUCAGUAACUGAUUCCUCUCAUUUGUACAUUUUCUUAUGUUCUUCUUAUUUAACUCGGAUGUGCCAGCAAGACCGUUGAGUUCAGGUUUGAGGCGAGUUCAUCCUAUAUUUAAUCAUGUCUGUCGAGUGACAGAAAGUGGCAUUCUGGAAGUACUCUCUAAUUUUAUGUUUCUGUUUAUUAUCUAUGUCUAGGUAUAAUGUAACACUUCUAAACCUAAUUUGUGUUGAGAUAUGGAUUAUUUUUGUGUAUGUUAAAAAUCCAAUGCAAAUGUGUGUUGUAACAUUCCAUUGUAAUAUACAGUAUUGCAUCCUCUGUGCAUGAAUGUGAAUAAGAAGGCAUAAUUAAAGACCAUUACCUAAUCACCUUUUUAAUGUAUUAAAAAAAAAAAAAAAAAAAACUUGCAGUAACUAUUUCGGACUUGCUUUGCUUUCUUAUUUUCUAUUACAGGUAGUUAAAAUCUGAAACACUAUAGAAAUAGAAAGUUGCAGUAUUAAAUAACUGUGUUUCAGUGACAUACCUUUGACGUUACAAAUCUUUUAUUACUGUUCAUACCAAUUUUAAAUAUAGAUUUAUAUGUUAAAGUCAAUUCAACAGCUCAGGAGAACUGAACGUCAGUGGCCGUCCUCCGAUCCCUUGACCAAGCCAAUUGUCUCUUUACACCCAGGAGCUCGACAGCAGAUUUCAGCAAGCUACUGGCACCUCAAGGACAAAAGGCAAGCUCACCAGGCGCCUGGCCUUUUAUGGUCCACUGUAGCACGAUGCCAGUUUUGCAUCCCUAAUCCACAGGAGCAACAGAACAAUUGCAACACUCCUUAUGGAAUCCCCAGCGCAGACCGUGACCUUUGCAUAGCCAGGAUGCAAACCUGCUCUCCCUUGACUAUGACUUGCCCUGCACAUCAUGUGACCAGGCUUUUACCAGGUGAGCCACUUGGGGACCAAGUAAAGUCUUGAUCACUACACCCAAUUAUUGUUGAUUGGGUAACUGGAGACAGUCUGGGCUAUUGAACAAGAACUUUGAUGUUUUCACCCAAGUUUUAUAAUAUUUAAUCGCAGAGAAUAUUGCAUGCUCCUCAGGGGAAUCACAUUGAAAUUAUUUGAGGGUGUCAAUACCUGCGGAUACUUGCAACUGUGACGACACUGGGAAAGGACAUUAUUUAGCUUAAAUUAUUUGAGAAUCUGGGAUAUAUAUGGAGGCACAUGUCUAGGUAUGCCACACGUUUACCUUUCAAGAGAACUACUUUUUGUGAUGAACUUUGUUUCAGUAAGAAUAUUCAUAAACACAAAAUAUCCCUCUUUAACCCACUAAUAAAGUAAACUGGUUUGGAAAUGGACAUUGCAUGUAAUUCUCUGCAUGCAAAGUCUUUAAGCCACUGUGGGAAGAAAUACUUGUCAUUGUUGUUUGUUUUUUUUAAGGUUCGUUAAGUUCAGUGGGGAAAAAUAAGUGUUUAUGCAUUCAGGAAAAGCUAACAAUCACCAACAGCAAAGUGGCUGGAUACACCCAGCUUCCAGCUCUUCCUCUGAGACAGGGAGUUGAACUUCAUCAAGAGGUGCAUAGGAGUCUCUGAGGCAGAACAAGCCACAUUAACAUAACUGAGCAGAAAAUGAUGGUGUCCUGCCAACGCGUGCACUUUCUAGUUUAAAGACAGCUGUUCUAUACCAAUUGCAUUUGAUUUCCCCAACAAGUAAUGAUUCCCAUUAAAACAACAAAAAAAGACAUAUUGAAGGUUUACUACAUACCUUAAGAACGCUAGUCACAUUUUGAUGAAACUUGAAAUAUUAUAUCAGAUCAUUCAAAAUCCACACAGAGACUGCAUGCGUUUCUUCAUUGUUCCCAUAAUUACAGGUAAUACACAGUAACCCACACUUGACCUUUUUUUGUCCCUGGUGUUUUGGUGUUAAACAAGUUGGUUCAGUUUGGUUAAAAGAAAAAAAAAUCUAGAGAUUCAAGAUCAGGUCUUAAUAACAGCGUCACUGGAUGCUUGUUACAUAAUGAAGAGCUU
Molecule: messenger RNA, 7618 nt
Organism: Acipenser ruthenus (sterlet)
Lineage: Eukaryota; Metazoa; Chordata; Actinopteri; Acipenseriformes; Acipenseridae
Product: H(+)/Cl(-) exchange transporter 5
Exons: 13
Coding region: 437-2860 (807 amino acids)
Biological process (GO): chloride transport; transmembrane transport
Cellular component (GO): early endosome; Golgi apparatus; synaptic vesicle
Molecular function (GO): voltage-gated chloride channel activity
Source: RefSeq, a predicted model, not a curated record